AUGGGCUGCGCGUCCUCAACACCCGGUGGUGAGGCCUCGGCUCCUGCGCCUCGGCUCUCACAGCGCGAGCGCGAGCAGAAGAAGCCGUCGACCUGCGGCUCGCUGGUUUGGAAUGAUGUGGCACAGGGCACGCUGCAGCUGGUUUGGACGGAGAACGACCCGGUUGAAGGCGCACUCGCCUUCUUCGAGACGGAGGCCAAGGUGCCGGCGUUCAAGCUGACUCAGAACUGCGGCAGGUCAGACAUCAUGAAGGGCUUGGGCGGGCCGAAUAACACCAAGUUUUACCAGGCGUGGACGCAGUUCAUCAAGCUCGCGCAGGCGUGGCCGGGCGAGUUCACGCAUGUGCUAAACAUGGACGCCAAGCCGCUCGCCAUCUACACCACCACCGAGGCCAUCAAGGUGAGCCGGAUCACGCGCGGCGAGGCGGUGGACCUCUCGCAGGUGACGUGCGUCGCCAUCGUGCCCGAGGCCUCGGGAGCGUACCAGGGCGUCACCUCGCUCGAGCUAGGGAUGUUCAAGCAGAACUGCAAGAGCGGCGGCGGCGUUGUGCUGGACCUCGUGUCGAGCGCCAGGUCGAGCGCCCCGCCGUCGCCUGUCCAUUCGAGCCCAGUGCCGGCCGCCGCUUGA
This is a messenger RNA of Emiliania huxleyi CCMP1516, 627 nucleotides long. RefSeq lists its product as hypothetical. Bases 1 to 627 code for a protein of 208 amino acids. NCBI's taxonomy places the organism in Eukaryota, Haptophyta, Isochrysidales, Noelaerhabdaceae. The record is from RefSeq and is a predicted model, not a curated record. The transcript has 2 exons.